Trichoderma aggressivum f. europaeum is the source of this 1503-nucleotide messenger RNA. RefSeq lists its product as uncharacterized. The transcript is spliced from 4 exons. Lineage: Eukaryota; Fungi; Ascomycota; Sordariomycetes; Hypocreales; Hypocreaceae. The record is from RefSeq and is a predicted model, not a curated record. The coding region runs from base 1 to 1503 and encodes 500 amino acids.
AUGCUUCACUCGACCACUUUGGCAAGUCUUUUGCUCGUCGCAGAUCUCAUCUCUGCAGCUUCUCAUCCUCAAGAUCCUCCCACCGUCCAUCUCUCCUCGGGCACAAUCCUAGGAAACACAUGCAAACACACUCCAGUAAAACAAUUCCACGGCAUCCCAUACGCCCAUCCACCCGUCGGUCCUCGAAGGUUUAUGCCCCCAGAACUGUUACGACUGUCGAUACCCAAACGGACACCCAGACGCGACAAAGCCACCACCCGCAUGUAUCCAAUGGGGAUCCGCCUUCGACGUGACAGACGCUCCCCCUAUCAGAAGACUGCGUCUAAAUCAUCUCUCCCCGUCAAAGUCUUCGCCUACGGUGGCGGCAACGACGGAGGAGCCAUCACGUACCCCCUCUACCACUCAUGCAACCUCGCCAUCGUAGCCAAAUUCAACUACCGACUAGGUCCCCUCGGCUUCCUAGCACUACCAGAUGCCGGCAUCAGAGGCAACAUGGCCAUCCAGGACUAUCUUGCAGCCCUCACCUGGGUGAAACACAACAUCAGAGCCUUUGGAGGUGACUCGACCAAAGUGAUGCUCUUCGGCCAAAGUGCCGAUGCGGAUGAUACCUUUGUAGUCUCAACACUCCCAGAGGCAAAGCAUCUAAUCUCUGCUGCGUCCAAGUCUGUCAAAGACCUUGUCAGGGCUCAUUCCCACACGCCAGCCCUCCUCGAUCCAACCACCAACGGCGGCCUCUUCGCCACCGUCUUGGGCAUCGACCUUCCCAACAUCACAUCUCUCGACUCCUCGGGCCUCGACGACGAAAUCAUCAAGCACCAGCCUCUAUCAGUCGGUUCUCAAGUGCCCAUCAUCAUCGGUCAAACACCCUCCUCACCCUCCCCGUCUACUUCUCCUGCUCAUCCAACGUCCUCACCGAAGCCAACUACACACCCUUCCUCUUCCAUCUCCAAAGCCUACCCCCUCUCCCUCUUCAACACCACAGCCUCCACCUCCUUCGCCGCCAUCACCCACAUCGCCACCGUCUCCGGCUUCAACUGUCCCGCCUACAAAGCCCUCCGUGCCGCCAAAGCCCCGGCCUACGCCUACCGCUUCAACCGCACCCUCUCCUGCCCCUGGCUCGACCAAGACGGCCAGCCUUUCCCCUCGGCAGACCUCGCCCCGUUCUUUGGAAGCACGCACACGGCCGAAGUGCCCUUUGUCUUUGGGAACAUGGACAACCAGCCUUUUAGCACUGGUUCGUGCAAUGCCUCGAAGCAAGAUCGCAGUAUAAGCGCUUCGAUGGUUGCGGCGUGGACGGCGUUGGCCGAACGAGGGAAUCCGGAGACGAAGAGCGUGGGAUGGCCUCGUUUUGAUGCUCAUUCGAAGCGAGGGGUGUACAUUCAGGACAGCAUUGCACCGGCCGAGUUGGAUUUUACAGAGUGCGAGUUUUGGGAUCAGAUUUGGGCGGAGAUGGGUGGUGUCGAAUUUGGCCCGGCAGCGUCAUCUUUCGAAGAUUGUUCGUAG